This is a messenger RNA of Solea senegalensis (Senegalese sole), 1339 nucleotides long. Its product is annotated as dual specificity phosphatase 29-like. Gene Ontology annotation, biological process: protein dephosphorylation; negative regulation of MAPK cascade. The record is from RefSeq and is a predicted model, not a curated record. The transcript is spliced from 4 exons. Gene Ontology annotation, cellular component: cytoplasm. Bases 62 to 673 code for a protein of 203 amino acids. NCBI's taxonomy places the organism in Eukaryota, Metazoa, Chordata, Actinopteri, Pleuronectiformes, Soleidae. Gene Ontology annotation, molecular function: MAP kinase phosphatase activity; protein tyrosine/serine/threonine phosphatase activity.
AAAAACAGGCUUCAAUCUCUUUGCUCAUCAAUCAUGUGUGAAAAGGAGCCGCUGUGACAAAAUGGCUUCUCACAAGUCAAAGACUGGCACCAAGAUUAAUGUUACAAAGGCAGAAUCCAGUCCGGUGGAUGAAUAUGUCACACCUGGGGGCUACGAGCUGGAGAAAAUCCUCAACCGUGGGAUUGUAGUUUAUACUCAUGUCAAUGAGGUCUGGCCUCAUGUUUACAUCGGGGACGAGGAGACGGCAAAGGACAAGUACACUCUGAAAAGGUUGGGGAUCACGCACAUCCUGAACGCCGCGGAGGGGACGUGGAACAACGUGGACACCGGCGCCUGCUACUACAGCGACAUGGACGUCGUCUACUACGGCGUGGUGGCAGAGGACGUGGCGACGUUUGACCUGAGCCAGUAUUUCUUCUCUGCGGCCCGCUUCAUUGAAGAAACACUGAAAAACCCUCAGAAUAAACUGCUGGUGCACUGCGUGAUGGGAAGGAGUCGCUCCGCCACACUUUUCCUCGCCUAUCUAAUGAUCUGUGAGAACAUGACGGUGGUGGACGCCAUCGAGCACGUGAAAAACCACAGGCGGAUCAUCCCAAACUGGGGCUUCCUGAAACAGCUGAGAGAGCUGGACAUGCGACUCCAGGAGGAGAGAGACGCCACAGAGCGGAGAUGACCUCAGGUCCAGCCUCAGAUCAGAAGUUUUGAGUUAAAUCACUAAUUAUUUCAUGAGAAGUCUGAGGAAGGGACACCAAAAGUCCAGGACAAGCAACUGAGUUUCGGGGGUGGAACUCUGCGUGGAGGGUCAACAUCAAAGUGCAGCCUGCUACUGCUAAAUUCCCUUAGUUUUAACCCUCAAGUCAUUCAUGACAAUCCUAAUUGGAGUCCCACGUGAUUUGAGAAAGACAACAGGUUGUGAUUUAGCUCACAAUCGCCGGCUUUCAGCAAUGCUGACGCGAAAUACACCAGACUAAACAUUUCCUAGCUAAAUGUUGGAUAUUAACGCAUAUUUUUGGGAUUUUAAAGUCUUUUGAACUGUUCUACAGUUCGGCACUGUUCGCUUUGAUUCUUGUGUCAGACGGCGCGCUCAUGACUCUUCCAGUCACGGCACUCUCUGACCAAUCAGUGGCCGGCAGUGGUGGCACAAAAUGGCGGCCUCAGUAAAGCAAAGCCCUUGCCUAAGUAAGGCUAUGAAAACCAAACAAUUCUCCUUUUAAAGCUCUUAGAAACUCAUACAAAGGAUACUUAUAGAUACACUGGACCAGUGCAAAUGCUCUCUUAGAUCAUGUCAAGUACAAAUCAGCAAAACUGCAAAUAAAAAAAAAACAUGCUUUUCAGAUAA